AUGAGUGGAUUCAAUGAAUUUAUUGGAAAUUUCUCACUCAAUAUUAUUUCAGAAGGAGAGCCAUUGUUAUAUAGUGGACAGUUAGCCUCCGAUUCAUCGGUUGUAGAUAUAACUGAAUCCAUUAUGUCUAAUUUGAAACCUAUUACAAUAAACGGGACACAAAUAUAUGGCUUAAAAACAGAGAAAAUACCUAUUAGUUCAAGUCUCAUAGCAUUUCAAGUGGUAUUCAGAAAGCAAACAAAAGUAAUAAUUGACUUUAAGGUCGUAAAACAUUUGAAUGAGAAGUUGGAAAAAGUCAGUGAUUAUGAUAAUGACAUGAAAGAGAGAAUAAACCUUUUCGGACAAGAAUUUGACACAAAAUUUGAUUUAAAAGGAAAAGGAUUUAAUGAAAAACAGAUUACGUUCGCGCAGUCAGUAUUGAGUGAAAUGUUGGGAAAUAUUGGAUAUUUCAACGGAAACCAAUCGGUUACCUCUCCGGGUAUGGCAUCACCCAAAUGGUACGGGCCAUUAGAAAUGUUAUCAGCCGUUCCCUCGCGACCAGUGUUUCCGCGGCCUUUCCUAUGGGACGACGGCUUUCAUAAUCUAUUGAUUCAGCGGUGGAACAGUUCUCUGACACUGAAGAUAAUGAACUCGUGGUUUAAUAUCAUGAAUAUUGACGGUUGGAUUCCCCGGGAGAUUGUAAUCGGGAGUGAGUCCGUUGCAAAACACGGCACAAUCCAUACACAACCAGAUACCGACGCUAACCCGCCGUCCUUUCUAUUAACCAUCGAUACACUUAUGAGAAACAAACAAAUGGAUGUCCAGUCCCUAAAGGAUAUAUACCCGAGACUUAAAGCAUGGUUUCACUGGUAUAACACUACACAAAGUGGUGAACUGAGCAGUACUUUUAGAUGGAGGGGUAGGGGUGCUAAUAAAGAUAACCGAGAAUUAAACCCAGAUACUCUAACCUCUGGACUCGAUGACUACCCCCGGGCCACACAUCCCACUGAUAAAGAAUACCAUUUAGACCUUCGCUGUUGGAUAUGGUUGGCCGCGGAUAUCAUGUCACGUAUAGCCAAUGUUGUUGGAGACUCUCACAUGAGUGGUCAAUACAUAGAGACUGCGGACUUGUUGGCCGACAAUAGCCUAUUAGAGAGACUUCAUUGGUCUGAAUCAGACAAAGCGUAUUGUGAUUACGGAUAUCACUCCACAAACGUGUCAUUAGUUGAGGACGGGUCCGGACAUUACGUCCGAAAGGUGUGGACUCCACCCACGUAUCAAUUGACUUGUGAUCAGUUGGGUUAUGUCAACCUCUUUCCCUUCAUGUUUGGUAUAAUAGACGCUAAUAAUACAAAAUUGGGUUAUAUUUUGGACUCAAUUCAUAACUCAUCGCAAAUGUGGACAAACUAUGGUUUGAGAUCAUUGUCUAAAACCAGUUUCUAUUAUAAUAAGUAUAACAGUGAACAUGAAGAGCCAUACUGGAGGGGUAACAUAUGGAUCAACAUUAAUUAUCUAAUGCUCCGGGGUCUUAGACAUUAUGCCGAUAUCCCGGGUCCUAAUCAGUCAAAAGCGGCGCUUAUUUAUAGAGAGUUACGAAAUAAUAUAAUUGAGAAUAUGUUCACAGAAUAUGAGAGGACGGGCUUUGUUUGGGAACAGUAUAACGAUAUGACUGGUAAGGGUCAGGACUCCCACCCCUUCUCGGGCAAUUCAACGGAUGUGAACAUACCGUUUGACCACCACUUCCAUACCGAACCCAUACUGCCAUUCAAUACUUGGGGUUCAUUUCGUGCCAUUCCAUACUUCGGUCUCCAGACUUCAUCACCAGAUUCACCACUUAUUGGUUUGGUUUGGUUUAACAAUAGCGCCAAUAAUGUGUCUGCGCUUCACGUGAGACACUGGUGUGAACAGGAUGAUGGACUGACCUAUGGCUGGAAAUAUCAUAACUUCGAUGACUUUGGAUUUCAGACUAUUAAAGAUAAUGACUAUAAUUUUAAUACUAGCUUUAUUAAAUAUGCAGCUGAUAAUUGGAAAGCACUGGUAUCUGUAAACCAAACAAAUGCUAAACCCAUAAAUUCAAAUAACGACAGUAUUUCGCUGAUCAUCUACCUGUCCAUUCAAAGGGAUAAGGAUGUGAUUCACAUCAAUGGCUAUAAUUCAAGUUCUAUACAAAUCACUGGAUUCAAUGAAUUUAUAGGAAAUUUCUCACUCAAUAUUACUUCACAAGGAGAUCCAGUCUUAUAUAGUGGACAGUUAGACAGUGACUCAUCGAUUGUGGAUGUAAUCAAAGAAAUUAAAUCUAAUUUGACACCAAUUAUAGUAAACGGGACACAAAUAUAUGGAUUAAAAACACAAAAAGUACCCAGUCGUUCACAACUUAUAGCAUAUCAAGUGGUGUUCAGAGAGCAAACAAAACUGAUGAUUGAAUUUAAUGUGAAAAAUCAAUUAAAGGAAAAGCUAUCAAAUGUCGGCGAUUAUGAUAAUGACAUGAAAGAGAGAAUACGACUUUUCGGACAAGAAUUUGAUACAAAGUUUGGUUUAAAGGGAAAGGGAUUUAACGAGAAACAGAUUACGUUCGCGCAGUCAGUAUUGAGCGAAAUGUUGGGAAGCAUUGGAUAUUUCAACGGAAACCUAUCGGUCGACUCACCCGGUAUGGGAUCACCGAAAACCUACGGACCGCUAGAGAUGUUAUCAGCCGUUCCCUCGCGACCAGUGUUUCCGCGGCCUUUCCUAUGGGACGAAGGCUUUCAUAAUCUGUUGAUUCAGCGGUGGAACAGUUCGCUGACACUGAAGAUAAUGAACUCGUGGUUUAAUAUCAUGAAUAUUGACGGUUGGAUUCCCCGGGAGAUUGUCAUCGGAAACGAGUCGAUCGCCAAAUUUGGAUCCGUUAACACCCAGACCGAUGUCAACGCCAAUCCGCCGUCCUUUCUAUUAACCAUUGAUACUCUCAUUAAAAACAAACAAAUUGAUGUCCAGUUCCUUAAGAACAUAUAUCCAAGGCUUAAGGCAUGGUUUCAAUGGUAUAACACUACACAAAGUGGUGAACUGAUUGGCACAUACCGAUGGAGGGGCAGAAACCCUGAAAUGGGAAAAAUCUCAUUGAACCCUGAUACUCUGACCUCAGGACUCGAUGACUUCCCGCGAGCUACACAUCCUACUGAUCAGGAAUAUCAUUUAGACCUUCGAUGUUGGAUAUGGUUGGCCGCCGAUAUCAUGUCACGUAUAGCUGAUACAGUGGCCGACUCUCAAAUGAAAGCCCAAUACGAAGGAACGGCUCACUUGUUGGCCGACAAUAGCCUAUUAGAGAAACUCCAUUGGUCUGAAUCAGACAAAGCGUAUUGUGAUUAUGGAUAUCACUCCACAAACGUGUCAUUAGUUAAAGAGUCCGGGCAUUAUAUACGGAAGGUGUGGACUCCACCCAAGUAUCAGCUGACGUGUGAUCAGUUGGGUUAUGUCAACCUCUUUCCCUUCAUGUUUGGCAUAAUCGAUGCAAAUAAUACAAAAUUGGGUUAUAUUUUGGACUCAAUUCAUAACUCAUCGCAAAUGUGGACAAACUAUGGCUUGAGAUCCAUAUCUAAAACGAGUUUCUAUUACAAUAAGUUUAACAGCGAAUGGGAAAUGCCAUACUGGAGGGGUCCCAUAUGGAUCAACAUUAAUUAUCUAAUGCUCCGGAGUCUUAGACAUUAUGCCGAUAUCCCGGGUCCUAAUCAGUCAAAAGCGGCGCUAAUUUACAAAGAGUUACGAAAUAAUAUAAUUGAGAAUAUGUUCACAGAAUAUGAGAGGACGGGCUUUGUUUGGGAACAGUANCACUGGUCAACAUUCCCAUCCCUUUGUGGGCUGGUCUGGGGUUGUGGUACUUAUUAUGUCUGA
Molecule: messenger RNA, 3846 nt
Organism: Oppiella nova
Lineage: Eukaryota; Metazoa; Arthropoda; Arachnida; Sarcoptiformes; Oppiidae
Source: the annotation of a GenBank genome assembly